Molecule: messenger RNA, 1035 nt
Organism: Sarcophilus harrisii (Tasmanian devil)
Lineage: Eukaryota; Metazoa; Chordata; Mammalia; Dasyuromorphia; Dasyuridae
Gene: PHLDA2
Product: pleckstrin homology like domain family A member 2
Exons: 2
Coding region: 201-626 (141 amino acids)
Biological process (GO): positive regulation of apoptotic process
Molecular function (GO): phosphatidylinositol phosphate binding
Source: RefSeq, a predicted model, not a curated record
CCGGGCCCGCAGAGGAGCCGCCGCCGCCGCCGCCGCGCCCGCAGCGCCCCCGAAGCCGCCCCGUCCGUCCGUCCGUCCGUCGCGUCGCCGCAGAGCCGGGCUGCGCCGCCCCUCUUCCCGCUCUGUGUCGGUGCCGUCGCGGGCGCCGCAGUCGGUCCACGCUGGGGGCGGACGAGUCCGAGGCAGCCGCGUCGGGAGCCAUGAAGGUGCCGGGCGCCGUGCUCCGCGAGGGCGAGCUGGAGAAGCGCAGCGACAGCCUGUUCCAGCUCUGGAAGAAGAAGCUGGUGGUGCUGAGCACCGACCGCCUGAGCCUGUUCCCCGACGGCCCGGCGGCGGCGCGCAGGGGCGCGCGCCCCAAGGAGCUGAGCUUCCACUCCAUCCUCAAGGUGGACUGCGUGGAGCGCACGGCCAAGCACGUCUAUUUUACCAUAGUCACCAGGGACCGCAAGGAGAUCGACUUCCGCUGCCCCGACGAAAGCUGCUGGAACGCCUCCAUCACCAUGGCGCUCAUCGACUUCCAGAACCAGCGCGCCAUCGAGGAUUUCAGGAGCCGACAGGAACUGGAGCGGGAGCGGGAGCGGGAGCAAGCGGGGCCGCCUGAGCGCCGGCUGGCCCGCGCGCCCUGAGCCGCCGGCCUGUCCGACUGACCGAGAGACAGCAGAGCUUUGGGUUGGAACUUGAUGGGGACCUUGUGUCGCACCGAAAGCGCCCACGAAGGAAGAGGCUGAAGCUGAGAGCCAGAUCUCCCUGCGGGCGGGGAGCAAGCGGAGCCAGGCCCUCCCCCACAGGACUGGGGAGCUGGCCCCUGGAGCGGCCCCCCUACCCACCCGCCCCCGCGGCCCCCGGAGCCUGGCCCUCGGCCGCUUUAUUUAUAAUGACUCGGGAACACUGUGGCCGUUGGCUGGGGGGCCACGGCCCUUAACUUAUUGUAGGAUCUAGAUUUCUAUUUAUUUCAGUGGCUUCGAACAUUGUCUUAAUAUUUUUUCAUGACGCGUCCAUUCCAAAUAAACUCCUUGAAAUGCUGACUUUUUCUUA